UCGAGAUAGACGAGAUGUUUGUUCUUCCGCCUGCGCAUGCGUCACUUGUCCUAACAACCUGUCAACAAAAUUUACCUCUAUUUUUACAGGAGCUAAGAGCACACGACUUCGGUCAGUGUGAAGAUGUACAGCAGGGGGGUGACAGGCCUAAGUGCCUACAGUCGUGAAAGUAACGAAAGAAGACCGAGGAAAAGCAACAGAGUACAAGUAUGGGCAAGGAUUCGACCAACUUCAGAAUUCGCACACAACUGUUUAGAACUUAACCAGGAUGGCAGAAGUAUCAAUGUGCAUAUGAGAAAAGAUGGGAGGAAAGGAGUUGUCAACAAUCAGAUUCUGGAUUGGUCAUUUAGACUAGAUGGCAUAUUUCACAAUUCCAGUCAGGACCAUGUCUUUGGUAAUGUGGCAUCUGAAUUUGUCACGUCGGCAUUAGACGGAUACAAUGGAACGGUGAUGUGUUAUGGACAGACAGGAGCUGGUAAGACUUUUACAAUCACUGGUGCCACAGAAAACUACAAACAGAGGGGCAUCGUGCCACGAGCCCUCUCUCAGCUCUUCAGGGAAAUCGAGGAGAGGCCAGAAUAUGCCAUCACUGUCAGGGUAUCCUAUUUAGAAAUCUACAAUGAGAAUAUGUUUGAUCUCCUUUCAACCUUGCCUGAGUCCUGGAACAAUGCUAACCCAGAACAGCAAAUGGUUGUCGUGGAAAACCAAGAUGGUGUCUUUGUGAAGGGCUUGUCACAUCACAUAGCUCAGAAUGAAGAAGAGGCACUCAACUUUUUAUUUGAGGGAGAAACCAACCGAGCUAUUGCAGCACAUUCCCUAAACAAACAAUCGUCCCGGUCCCACUGUAUAUUUACUGUUUACAUUGAGACACGAUCGAGAGUUCAGUCCAAUGCUCGGUACACAGUGUCCAAGUUAAACUUUGUGGAUCUUGCAGGUUCAGAACGACUCGGAAAAACCAAGUCGGAAGGAAAGACCCAGCAGGAAGCCAUGUAUAUCAACAAGUCUCUGACCUUUCUGGAACAAGUUAUUGUUGCACUGGCCGACAGACGCCGUGAACACAUCCCGUUCCGUCAGUCCAAACUCACGCACUGCCUGAAGGAUUCCAUUGGAGGGAGCUGUAACACGUUACUCAUAGCUAAUGUGUGGGGCGAAUCGCCUCAACUUGAGGAAACAGUAUCUACAUUACGAUUCGCCACCAGGAUGAUGUGUGUUGCGAGUGAACCUUCCAUCAACGAGGUGUAUGACCCAGCCGUGUUGGUUAAGAAGCUUCAGAAAGAAAUACAGUAUCUUAAGAAUGAGUUAGCUAUGCAUGAUACCCUGACAAACCGGACCCAGAUCACGUAUGAGCCACUGUCAGAACAACAGAGGUACGAGAUUCGGCAGCAGAUCAGGCGUUACUUAGAAGGCUCCCUUGAAGAGGUUGAUAUCGUAAAUAUCAGACAAAUACAGGGAACUUUUGAAGGAUUCAAAGACAUAUAUCUACAAAUGGAGAGGGAUGUAGAGGAGAGGUUGAGACAGAAGUUUACCCUUAUAGACAGGACUGACCCUGCCGCUAUAGCUGCUGCUCAACAGGCGGGUGUGGCGAUAACAGACGAUGGGACAUUGGUUGGAGAACCAGACGGCCAGGGAUUCGGGGUCGGCAUGGCUCCCAAAGUGGCUAAAGCUGAUCCCUCAUCUGUUGUUCAACUCAAAAAGAAGGAACGGGAAAAGGACAGGAAGAGUCGUACUGGACGAGACACGAAAAGUCCUGUGGGAGGAAAAAGCAUCAGUAGCCCCUCACAGAGUGCCAAGGGGGAGAGGGACAUCAAAUCACCUCAUCCCUCUGAGCGAGAGAAGAGAGACGACCGAGAUGGAGAAGUCCCCACCCCCACCAGUAUCUCGGGUGUGUCCAGAGCCGAUAAGAUCCUCACUAGUACCCCACCUCCCAGGACAGAGGCCUUUGAGGAGUUCAAGGCUGACCGCGGCAGUGAGAUCAACCGGGUGCUAGUAGAAAAUAAACAAAUUCUGAAUUCCAAGAAGCAAUCUUAUGCAGAGUUAGCAAGACAGGUGAAUUCAAACAAGAUUGAGAUAGAUAAGACACGAGAUCGAUUGGAGAGGUAUCGAACCGAGAGGGAAGAUAAUGGACCACAGUAUAAUGAGGAGGGUGAUGUUAUUAUCAGUGAGGAGGAGUUCUUUGAGAUCAAACGUCUCAAAGAUUUCAAAUUGCAAUACAAGAAUGAUUUUGAAGAACUGAAAAAUCUUAAAGCAGAAGUACAGUAUUGCCAAAAACUGGUGGAACAAUGUCGACAGCGUCUGGUAAAUGAGUUUGACAAUUGGUACUCGGAAAGUUUCGUUGGUCCUUCUGACGAGGCCCAGACUAGCCAAGGCCACGGCCACGGCGUUCGACCUGGUGUACAGCUACCCUUCAAUCCUACCACAAUCCCUGAAGAUGAACAUGAGAAGUUUGACCGCCUUCAGAUGGAGCUACUGAUGAAUAAUCCAGACUCUGCAGCCUUCUAUAACGCUCAGAUGAGGACCCAGCGCAGGAAAACUUAUGAAACUGCGAUGUCACAGCCACAGCCAAGCUUCAGAAAAUCUCCCGGCACCCCAACCAUGUCAAUACGAAACAAACCACCAAACAUGUUACAAGUGUCCAUGGGAUAAGAUGUUAAAACUCUUCUGAUUGGUCAAUUUUAGAAACUCUUAACUUAACUUCUGUGAUCAUGAUUUUGAUUGGUUGUGGAAUGCAAUGUGAGCCCAGCAGUGCUGCUUGGAUCAAACAUUCUGUGACUAGUGUACAUUUGUAAGAUUAGUAAGGUCAGCAUUCUGUGACAAGUGUAAAUUUGUAAGAAUAGCGAGUUACACUUCAGGCACUGUGAUAAGUAUCAAGCAUGAACACUUUCAAAAACCUCUACCUAAAGUAGCUAGAUAAAGUCAGCAUUAUGUGAGUUCAUAUAUGAAUAUAUGUCUUACUCAUAAAUACAACCCAACACUAUAGAUAUAUGCUUGAGGUAAUUUCUGGAUACAAAUAAUUAAGAUUGUCACACUGCUGGUAGAAAUCAAGACGUGCCUUUCUCAAGUGUAGAUCUUUAUUUACAUCCAAGUUACUUAAAAAAAAUAUGAUUGAAAUAAGAAUCCGCUUGUUUACUUAUCUAUGAAGUUGUCACUUUCUAUUUGCAAGUGUGCUCACGAAUAUUUAUCAGAUUUAAACCUGCUUUGGUGUAAAUUCUGUAUUGUGGCACACUCUUUGAUAAAAAAUAUCAUGAUUUUUAAUUUUUGUUUUUUCUUAAAUGUCACCAAAUAGUGUUUUUAAAGAGAUCUGAUAUGGACAGUAUUCAAAAGUAGGACAUUUAAGUUUCAUUUUGUUUUUUAUACUUGUUAAUAUUUAACCACUGUAUAUAGUUUUAUCCCGUAAAUAUGAACUUCAUGUACAAGGCUGUAAAUACCUAUUCAAUUUUAAACAGUUGUAUUCAAAAAGGACAUUUUUGUUAAUGUUGUUUAAAUUUCAACAGAAAGGAGACCUGUGAAGAUUUGCUUAUGGAUAUAUAUAUUUAUAUGAAUGAUCACAAUUAGUAAAUAUUGGUAAUUAGAAUAAUAGAUUAUAUACUGCAUUAUUCCAGAUAUUUUGCACAAAAUACCUAUAUUUCUUUAGGUAAAUUCUAUCAACUGUUUUUGGCUUCUAAAUCAGUUCAAAUUAAGUUGAAUGAGCCAAUAUCUUUAAAUAUUUUUGUCUUUAUUGCAUUCAAAAAUGAAAAAUAAAAAAGAAUUUGGAACUACAGCAUUUGGUACAUACGUGUAUAUACAGGAAUAUUGAACAUGUCUCUCUGUAAGUAUCAGUAGUAUGAUUACUAUAUUGUAUGUAAAUAACGGCAAACCAAGGUAAUGGUAUUUAUUGAAGUAGCUUCUAAUUCUUAAUUUUUGUUUACAGGUCCAAGAUAACUGUACAUCAUAAUAUUUGUUGGCUACUCAACAUGUUUUUUCCUUUCGUUUUAUAUUUGAAAUAUAUAAUGAAUGUAUAUUUUUUGUACUUUCAUUUCAUAUUGGAAAUACAUUGAUAUACAUUUAGUGUAUCAUUACAUUUUUUAUCAAAUUUGUAUGAACAGAGAUGUAUUGCCUAUUUUGAAGGCAUUGAAUAUGUUAAGUGUAAAAUUGUAUUUCGUUAAGUGGAUUUUUUUUUUCAUGAAAAUUAGUAAUGAAAAUGAGUUGAUAAUUUAUCAAUAUAAAAACAAAUAUACAGUUUUUAAUGGGGGGAAUAACUUUCAAGGAAGAAUAAAGACUAUUUUUCUAUUGAUCUUGAAUGACAGAUUGGUGUAGCUGUUCCAACUAUUAUAUUAUGUGAUAUACUCUGUUAAACCCGUCUGUGGAUACUGUGUAUAUGUGGACACUUCAUAUACACCACUGGAAUUUAUUAUCAGUUUACAUCCUAAUUGUCAAGGUGACAUUGAAUGAAAUAAUAUAACUAUA
Molecule: messenger RNA, 4443 nt
Organism: Pecten maximus
Lineage: Eukaryota; Metazoa; Mollusca; Bivalvia; Pectinida; Pectinidae
Product: kinesin-like protein KIF9
Exons: 20
Coding region: 124-2643 (839 amino acids)
Biological process (GO): microtubule-based movement
Molecular function (GO): microtubule motor activity; microtubule binding; ATP binding
Source: RefSeq, a predicted model, not a curated record